CCCCAUUUUGCAUUGUGUUUGUUUUGAAACGUAACAAUUGGUCGCUCGAGCUUUGCGUUUCUCAAUUACGUAGUUGUUACGCGUUUCCUCACUUUAGACUACUACAGACAGUUGUUGUUCUACUAGCAAGGUAAAGUUGAAUUCCAAUCUCACCAACAUGGCAACUACAGUCAAGGAUAUUAUGCUCUUCAUACCGAAUUUAAUUGGAUACGUCCGUAUAGUGCUUGCUAUAGCUUCAGCUUAUUAUAUGCCGUUUGAUUACGUCACUGCUUCUUUAUGUUACGUCAUAAGCGUUGGUUUGGACGCAAUAGAUGGAUAUGCUGCCAGAGUUUUUAACCAGGGCACAAAGUUUGGGGCAAUGUUGGACCAGUUGACUGACAGAGCAAGUACUGCUACACUGGUGAUGACACUCAGUUACUUCUAUCCCAAAUACAUGUUCUUGUUCCAAAUGAGCUUAGUGAUUGAUAUCAUCUGCCAUUGGUUGCACCUCCAUGUCUCUAUUAUGAAAGGUUCAAGCCAUAAAUCAAUGGGAUUGGAUAGCAACCCAAUCAUGAAGGUUUAUUAUACAUCAAGGCCUGUUCUGUUCUUCAUGUGUGCUGGAAAUGAAUUGUUCUACUCCAUGCUCUAUCUUCUUUAUUUCACCGAAGGGCCUAUUGUGUUGGGCGUGAGUCUGUUUCGUGUUUGUCUCUUUGUUUCAUUCCCAAUCAUGGCAGUAAAGACACUGAUCAGUAUCAUACACCUCAUGGACGCUUCUAUUCGCUUGUGUGCAAUUGAUGCGGAUGAUAGAAAUAAGUCAAACUAAAUCCACUUUUAAGAUUUCAUGCACAACUUUCUAGUUUUAUCAUUUAAACCAUAAUCUUUUGGAUUAAUUUGUAUUAUAAAUCUAAAAAAGUUAUUUUGUUAUUUUUUUACCUGCACCAAUCUGAGAGGCAGGGUUACUCACUUUUAAUAUGCUUGGUAGCACCAGUUAUUAUAAACUAUAAAGUUUUAAUUUGUUUCUUGUUAAAAAAGUACCAUAGAUUAUAGAGAAGGUACAUAAAAGCCAAGUGUAACUGUUGUUGUUGAAGCUGCUUUCGUAAUUGUUUCUUGUUGUUGUACACCAACUACCUAUGUAAAAAGUUAAGCCACAUAUAUUCACUAUAUUAUUUCAACUGUGUAAUUUAUUGCAGUCGUUUUAGCAACACUGUAACUGUAUCUUAAAUCAAAAAUAUGUUCGCAGUAGUAUUAUCAGGUUUUACUAAUUUCUCGUUCUUGGUUCCAUAGCUUUCACAUUGUAAUAUAAACUGUAUCAUGCAAAAACAUUUAUCAAAUAUCAUGUUUUAUGCUGCUGUUUUAACUGUGCUGUGUAUUGAUUUUGUGUUCAUAGUACUUUUUAAAGCAAAAUGAAUAAGUCAAUGUAAUUAGAUUAUAUUCUAACUGAUC
Messenger RNA from Ciona intestinalis (vase tunicate), 1422 nucleotides. Its product is annotated as CDP-diacylglycerol--inositol 3-phosphatidyltransferase. NCBI's taxonomy places the organism in Eukaryota, Metazoa, Chordata, Ascidiacea, Phlebobranchia, Cionidae. Gene Ontology annotation, cellular component: membrane; Golgi apparatus. Gene Ontology annotation, molecular function: CDP-diacylglycerol-inositol 3-phosphatidyltransferase activity. The record is from RefSeq and is a predicted model, not a curated record. Gene Ontology annotation, biological process: phosphatidylinositol biosynthetic process.